Messenger RNA from Caenorhabditis briggsae, 498 nucleotides. The record is from RefSeq and is a predicted model, not a curated record. Gene Ontology annotation, biological process: DNA integration; DNA recombination. The transcript has a single exon. NCBI's taxonomy places the organism in Eukaryota, Metazoa, Nematoda, Chromadorea, Rhabditida, Rhabditidae. Gene Ontology annotation, molecular function: DNA binding. The annotation marks the transcript as partial.
AAGACCUCGGCUGCCUAUCAAACAGCAAACGAAGGAAUUUCAACCAUCGGAGCGUCUUUUGUGUCAGACAUCAUCAAGUCAAAAAGAAGAGAGGAAAGCCUGCUAAAGAAAGAAGUAGUGAAGGUGACUAUGGAGGAUGUGCAGAAGAUCGCAAUGUUGGCAAUGAAAGAAGACAGUCCGGAGAGGGAUCGAGAUGCGUUGCUGGCAAUUCUAUCGUUCAAUGUCAUGCUAAGAGCAUCGGAAGCAGCUGAGAUCAAGUGGGCAGGAGUAACACAGAAGGACGGAAUGAUUGAGGUGCAUGUAGAGAAGGCAAAGAAUAAUCAGUUGAGACUUGGAAGACGUUCGUUUUUCAACUACGAGCCAGGCAGCGAUGCGGACAUCUUGAUGUGCCGAUGGAGACUUCGAACCAAAAGAAAGUGUCCAUACGUCUUUUCACACCUGGUUGUAUGUGUCUGUAUCCUUUACACGACCUUAUUAUUCUACGUAAAACCUAUUUAG